Melanotaenia boesemani (Boeseman's rainbowfish) is the source of this 9740-nucleotide messenger RNA. RefSeq names its product solute carrier family 8 member 1b (gene slc8a1b). The record is from RefSeq and is a predicted model, not a curated record. Gene Ontology annotation, cellular component: postsynapse; sarcolemma; axon. Gene Ontology annotation, biological process: calcium ion import across plasma membrane; sodium ion transmembrane transport; cell communication. Gene Ontology annotation, molecular function: calcium:sodium antiporter activity. The coding region runs from base 349 to 3192 and encodes 947 amino acids. Lineage: Eukaryota; Metazoa; Chordata; Actinopteri; Atheriniformes; Melanotaeniidae. The transcript has 11 exons.
AGGAGUAGGCAACAGCAGAAGAUAACGGCUACAAAUACUAAUAAUAAUAAUAAAAAAACUGUCUGUGCAUGGGAAUCCGGACUACUCUUCCCUCCUUUUGUGCGUCUCGGUCUGUGGGUACGCCGUCUUGGCUGGCGUAUAAGAGCUCCCUGCGUCUCCAUUACCAUUCCCCACUGCUGGCUUACCUCUACUACCACUCCUCCUCCUCUUACUACUCCUACUUGCCUGUGUUACAAGAAGAGCUCUAGUGCUGAUUUUAAUACAGUCAUCUCUGGAGUGAGGAUACUCGCGCGAUUUUAAAAAGAUUCAACCUCCUGAUCACCUCACCACAGUCCUGAUCUCGUCAAUAUGGGCUGCUGGGAUCACUCCACUCUCCUUUCCCCUGCCAUGAGGCUUGCAGUUGUUGCUGUGGUCCUGCUUCUUAAACUCAAUCCAUCAUUGGCUGGUGCCUCCCCUGAGCAGAGCUUGGGUGGCUCCCUGUCUGCGGAGCUACCUAGAAAUGAAACUGAAUGCAGCAAGGCGGAGCAGUGUGAAAGAGGGGUGCUCCUACCUGUUUGGGAGCCCCAAAACCCAUCCUUCGGUGACAAGGUCGCCCGGGCAACAGUUUACUUUGUGGCUCUGGUCUACAUGUUCCUGGGUGUGUCGAUCAUUGCAGAUCGUUUUAUGGCAUCAAUAGAGGUUAUCACAUCACAGGAAAAGGAAAUCACUAUUAAGAAGCCCAAUGGGGAAACCACGACUACUACAGUAAGGAUCUGGAAUGAAACAGUCUCAAAUCUCACCCUCAUGGCUCUGGGCUCCUCUGCUCCUGAAAUCCUUCUGUCGGUCAUAGAAGUUAUUGGUCACAACUUUAAUGCUGGAACACUGGGACCAUCAACCAUUGUUGGUUCUGCAGCAUUCAACAUGUUUGUCAUCAUUGGACUCUGUGUGUAUGUGGUGCCUGAUGGCGAGACAAGGAAGGUCAAGCACCUACGCGUCUUCUUCGUGACGGCCACCUGGAGUAUCUUUGCUUAUAUAUGGCUCUACCUGAUCUUGUCGGUGAUCUCUCCUGGUGUUGUGCAGGUGUGGGAGGGCCUGCUCACUUUCCUCUUCUUUCCCAUCUGCGUUGUGUUUGCCUGGGUGGCUGACCGGCGCCUGCUGUUUUACAAGUAUGUGUAUAAACGCUACCGCACUGGCAAGCAGCGUGGCAUGAUCAUUGAGACUGAGGGCGACCGUCCGCUUCCUUCCAAGGCGGACAUUGAGAUGGAUGGGAAGAUGCUGAACUCUCAUGGUGUUGACUUCCUGGAUGGUCCAUUGGGGUUGGAUAUUGAUGAGAAAGAUCUGGAUGAGGAGGAGACCCGCAGAGACAUGGCUAAGAUCCUGAAAGAGCUCAAACAGAAACACCCUGAUAAGGAGGUGGAACAACUCAUUGAACUUGCCAACUACCAAGUCCUGAGCCAGCAGCAGAAGAGCCGAGCUUUCUAUCGAUGCCAGGCCACCAGGCUGAUGACGGGUGCAGGCAAUAUCCUGAAAAAACAUGCCGCCGAUCAGGCAAGAAAGGCUGUCAGCAUGCACGAGGUUCGCUCUGAUGCUGGUGACAAUGAUCCCAUCUCUAAGAUCUUUUUUGAGCCUGGUUCUUACCAAUGUCUCGAGAACUGUGGCACAGUGGCUGUGAAUGUGGUGCGGCGGGGCGGCGAUCUGGGCAAAACGGUUUCUGUGGAGUACCGGACAGAAGACGGCACAGCCAACGCUGGCUCCGACUACGAGUUCACAGAGGGUGUGGUGGUGUUCAAGCCUGGCGAGACCAUGAAGGAGAUCCGUGUGGGCAUCAUUGACGAUGAUAUCUUUGAGGAGGAUGAAAACUUCCUCAUUCACCUCUCCAAUGUCAAGGUGUUGACAUCAGAAGGUGAAGAGCCAGAGGAAGGCGAAUCCGCUAACCACGUGGACUCUGUGGCCUGUCUCGGCUUACCGUCCACAGCAACCGUUACCAUAUUUGAUGACGACCAUGCUGGCAUCUUUACAUUUGAGGAGCCUGUUUGCCACGUCAGCGAGAGCGUGGGCACCAUGGAGGUGAAGGUGCUGAGAACAUCUGGGGCUCGUGGUGUGGUCAUGCUGCCGUACAAGACGGUGGAGGGAACUGCUCGAGGUAGCGGCGAAGACUUUGAAGACACUCACGGCAUCCUUGAAUUUCAAAACGACGAGAUCUUGAAGACCAUAACCAUUAGGAUCUUAGACCGGGAGGAGUACAAUAAGCAAUCCUCCUUCUACGUUCUGCUUGAACCCCCCAUAUGGAGACGCAGCAGGAAGGCACAGACAGAGGAAAAGCAAAAGGAGGAGGUAGAGGAACAAGAAGCACUGACAGGAAAAGAUGAAGAGGAACGACGCAUAGCAGAAAUGGGCCGUCCCAUGCUGGGAGAUCAUGUCAAACUGGAGGUCAUUAUCGAGGAAUCAUACGAGUUCAAGAAUACAGUGGACAAGCUCAUAAAGAAAACCAACUUGGCUCUGCUGGUAGGAACCAACAGCUGGAGAGAUCAGUUCAUUGAAGCCAUCACUGUAAGCGCAGGUGAAGAUGAUGAUGACGAAGAGUGUGGGGAGGAGAAACUGCCAUCUUGUUUUGACUACGUCAUGCACUUUCUCACUGUCUUCUGGAAAGUUCUGUUCGCCUUCGUCCCACCCACUGACUACUGGAGCGGUUGGGCCUGCUUUGUCGUGUCCAUCUGCAUGAUCGGACUCCUCACUGCUGUCAUUGGUGAUCUGGCCUCUCAUUUUGGCUGCACAGUGGGUCUGAAAGACUCUGUGACAGCAGUUGUAUUUGUUGCACUGGGGACCUCUGUUCCAGAUACAUUUGCCAGUAAGGUAGCUGCUAUCCAAGACCAGUAUGCAGACGCAUCUAUUGGUAAUGUGACAGGCUCCAAUGCUGUCAAUGUUUUCCUGGGCAUUGGGGUAGCGUGGUCCAUUGCUGCCAUCUAUCACCACACCAAGGGGGAGGAGUUCAGGGUGGAUCCCGGCAGACUGGCUUUCUCCGUCACACUCUUCACCAUCUUUGCCUUCAUCUGUGUCGCCACUCUGAUGUACCGGCGGCGACCAGAGAUUGGUGGAGAGUUGGGUGGGCCCCGGACUGCCAAAGCCCUGACCACCAUGUUGUUUGUCAGCCUGUGGCUCCUCUACAUUCUCUUCUCCUCACUGGAGGCCUACUGCCACAUCCAAGGCUUUUAAAAUGAUUGGAGAUGAAGAAGGGAAGGGUGGGACAGAAGGAUGACGAUGUGGAAGAAACCAUGGGGAGGAGGAUAAAUGGGUUGAUUUGGAAGUUAAGGCUGUCCCAUUGAUCUUUCACUCCCUUUUUGCAAUACGUUGAAUAUGAAUAGAUGUACAGAUGAAGGACUUGAAGACGCAUUAAAGCAUCUAAAAACAGACUGGAAGGAGGGACGGAUGCAUGGAGGGACAACAAUAAACAUGAGAAUCAUAGGAGCUAGAGAAAUCACUCAGAAAAUGGGGAAUUUGAUGGAAAAGGGAUAAACAAAGGAAUUCAUUUUUUGCCUCAAUCCUCAAAUCCAGGCCUGUCAAGGUGUCUUAAACCAACUUUAAAUUCAUGAAACAAAACCUUGAAGUUGCAAACACGUAAAAAUGCAAUGUGUUCCAGCUGGUUCAACGAUAGAGAAAUCUAAAUAAAUUUAACAUAGAUUAAAACAGACCAAUCAAGCUUCAGUAAUGGCAAUCACCUGAAGCCUCCUCCAGUUGGAGUUAAGCACCUCCUGUUUGAAAAAUAUCAGUAUAUAUGUGCAUGACCACACUACCGAAAACACAAUCAGAAGAAAUGGAAUUUAUUGCCACAACUGCUUAAUUACGACAAACUGUGUGUGUGUGAUGGUGUUUCUGUGCUUGUGUGCUGUGGGAAGAUGGUCAAGUACUGUGAAGAAAAAAAAAAACGCCUCUAAAUUUUGCUGUUUCUGCGUGAGACUAAAUGCUUUCAUAGUCAAGGUCUUUUUGACUCUUGCUCUCCUAGCUUGUAGAAAUGCUGAGUCUGACUCUUAUGAGAGAGCAUAUGAAGUGAGGCAAAAGCUUUUGAUAAUUGCUGAAGUCAGUUGUGUGUGUAUAAUAUAGAGCUGAACAUACAUUACAGCUCUACUGAUUUCCUUCUGAAUGUCUUGGUUAUGCCAUGCGCUCCUAAAUGGGCCCUUGUUCUGUUGCAUCAUACUGUAGAUGUAAAUAAUUUAAGGUCUUAUAUGAAUCAAGAAGGGGAUAGUGUGCUUUUACCUUUAAUAAGGCCAUGCCCAAGAGGGCAAACUGGCCACCUUACCGUUAAAAACUGUUAGAGAAACUAUAAUCAUUGCAUUAAUAUCGAAGUUAAUGUUGUGUGUUCGGUUUUUAACUUUCCACAAUUGAGAUCCUUGCCAUUAUCUUUCAUAAUACCAUUGCAAUGCACUAUGAAAAACAUAGGGUACCAUGCUCUGUAAAACCCGACAGGCAUUCUGUUAAUUGUUUCUGACGUCUCACGUUGAUGCAGCUUGGUUCAUUCAACAGCUCCAGUCAAAAUCCUUGUGUGUCUUCAGCACCUCUCCCUGGCUGGUCAGUGGACCAGUCAUAAUCCUCAAGGGCUUUGUAACAACCACUAAUCCCUAACCCUAACCCUUGAUUUAUAAUUCUUUGCAUAGAUUGGUUGGUGGGGAGCUAUUUAUUGAAAGCUUGUAUUGCUAAACCUCAAACAUUGACACAAUUGAUAGGACUUUGCUUCACUGUGGCAAUAAAAGAUGGACUAAAAUAACACAACAUAGGGGAAAAAACAUUCUUUGUAUUUCCAGAUAAAGAAUCCAAAUGAUCAAAAUACUGAUCAAAUUAAGAUGACAUUUUAUAACAAAACCUUCCCAUUAAUUCCAUUCAGCUCUAUUCCGAAUGAAAUCAUCAAUGCAAUGUUAAUCCCCUGCCCACUUCCACUUAUAAUGUAAAAAAAAUACUAAAGGCUGGAUAGUGAAGGCCUUAACCCAAAGGAAGCACUUAAUAUCAGAAUUUCUUUACCUUUAUUCAAAGCUUAGUGUCCACUCUUAAAGAAUCAUAAUGUAAUUUGCGUGAUUUAUCAAGUCAUACGUCAACAGAUGUCAUUAUAUGGGAUCAAAAGUCUUAAAAUGAAAGCCAUCAGAUAAAAGGAAUGUUUUUUUUAGGUUUGUUUGUUUUGUUUUGUUUUGUUUUUUGCUAAUUAUUGCUGUUGGUGCAGAAGUCUGCUUAGGUAUGGGUGAAUAUUGUUGUAAAGUCUAAUCUCAACCAACCUUCAUUUGACAAGCACUAAGGUUUGGAGAAAGUGGCAUAAAAAGGAUGGGGAUAUUGAGAUCUCAUUUCAAUGUAUUUGCUUGUUUAAAGGAAUUUACCCAUCCCCAGGGUCCUGUAUCAUAAUAAUCAUGCUGUCAAGUAUGGAUAACUAGCUGGACCUGAUAAGGUAGAGUUUAUAAUUUGACAUAGUUUUAACAGAUCAAAAGUACUCUAAUAAGUGAUAUGUACAAGGCUCUUCCAUCAUAAAUGGGCAAGUUAAAAAAAAUUGUGGUAAUCACUGCAGUCAAUCUGGCCAACAUUUGAAAUGGUACAACCAGUGAAUGAAAAUAUCUGCAGACAACAGUGUAAAAAUUUUUGACAUAAAAUUUGGAAAGUAAUUGUGUAGUGAGUACAAAUAUUUGCCACAUGAGUUUAGUCAUUAGCUUUGACAAUAUUGGGAUCUAUCCUAGAAAACCUAGUAUGCUUAAAAAUCCAGAUCACCGCAAAUAAGUUCUACAAGUUCUAUGUGCAACCAUUUUUACUGGUUUGAUUGAAAACGCAUCUCAGCCUUAUUUCAACUACAUUUUCAGCUUUACCACUGUGUGCAGGGUGGGACAGGGGUAUGACCGCAAAUGUUUCAAUUUACGAAAAAUUUCCAAUAGUUGGCUCGAGUAAAAACCUGUCUUUUACUUGAGUAUCUGACAAUAAUAAUUAGCUGUUACAAUAAACUUUUAAAUGAGAGGUCAAAUUAACUUUUAGCUGCCAAAGCAUAAGACUGAGAACUAUCAUGAAAACAAAGGUGCAUAAAUUCUCAAGCCCUCUUUGACUGUGAGAAAAGUCUAGACUUCAGACUGUUACCUACACGUUCAGCUAAAACCGCAAAGAUCCCAGCACAUGAAAAAACAAACUUACAAGUAGGCAUUGAAUGACACUACUGUAUGCAACUGAAUUUAUCAGUAUUCCCCUGUUUUAACUGGAUGUGUAAUAUGUUUAAAAUGCUAUCUGUAAAGUCAGUAGUCCGGACUAGAUCCAAUCUAUUGUAAACUUAGCAGUAACCUUGUCGCAGACAGCUUUCAACCCCAGUAGGAAUAGAGCAGAUCAGAGUCCUGGAUUGGAAGAGUUUGGUAAAUCCGUAGUAUCUUCAUUAUAAACUCAUAUUUUAAAUGUUCUAAGUGUUAUAGAACUGAUCAACCAGCAGAGUCUAUAACUACGUAGGAUGAAAUUUCAGUAUAUAAUGCUACAGAGUUCUGGGAACAUUUCUUAUAACUGACUGCUAACUAGCUGCUUAUUUGUUGCAUUACUGUUGUUGCACAAUUUGGAAAUGACUUAAUUUAACAUUUAUGGAAGCUAUAAGAAAUGUUUUGACUGCAAAAUGGCAAAAUAGAAGAUUUUGCAAUACUUGCAUUUGCCAAACUCUGCAAGCUGUUCGGCUGUACAUUAGAGAAUCUGUUCUCGUAUGAAGGCCUUGAAGUGGCAGUUUACCCCUGUUUUGCCAAAGGGAAAUCUUUCUAACAGGAACUUAACAUUUGCAGUCUGGACUGUAAAGGGUUUUUUAACCAAUGGAUCUUUCUUAAAACCAAAUAUUCAUAUUUCAGUAACAAUCUGACAAAAAACCUGAAUCUUUCUAUUUAAAUUUGUAUGUAUUUGUCUCUUCACUGGUGUGAUGCUGAAGGUUUAUACACUGUAAAAAAAAAAUAAAGAAUAAAAAAAAAGUUAUGCUAGCUUGUGCAAAAGAAAAAAAGGUGCAACAUUAUGAAAAUUGUUUGCACCACGUUUUGAGUAAUUUCAACAGGGUAUACAUUAUCUAAGAUGUUUCAAAAUCAUGUUGGAUUUACUUAAAAUGUGCUUGCUACCUAAUAUAUAAAAUGCUUGCAUUAGUGUAGUUGUUUGCAUCAGCUUAGUUUUUUGUGCAAAUUUUACAAGAAGCUAAAAUUUUACUUUUACCGAAGAUUAGUUCUUUUGGUUUACCAGCUUUAUUGUAUCACCUCUUUGUGUAUCCUUGACUGACAAGCUAGUUCGACAUGAAGCUAAUGGCAGAUUGACAGCUGUUCGGGGUUUAACAAAGUGGGAAGCUAAACAAUAGCUAGCACUAUGUUAGCUGCUACCAGCAGGUUUGCUCGCUUUAUCCACCACAAUAUUAAAUACCUACCAGAUUCAUUGUCCUGUAAAGCAAAGAAUUGCAAUAGCAAUUGAGUUUAGCUUCCUGCUUUGGCUUGGACUUCAAGGACUCAAUGGUUAGCCAAGCCAUCGCUGUACAUAGAAACACUACAAGUAAGUAAGGAGUAGAAAAACCCUGUAAGAUUGCAGUUGUUUGGGUUUCUUUUAUUAUUCAGUGGUGGGGUUAUAAGAAGGGACAGGGUUUUAUGUGUUUUUUGAAGGAAAAGCAUUGCACUGGUUCCUGUUAUGUGAAACGGCUAUGAUGAUUUGUUAACAAAAUUGCUUCUGAUGUAAACAAAUUUAGCUUUUUGAUUGAUUUCCACAGUAAUAACAUUGUACCUGUAAAGAAAAUACAGUUGUGUUGAAUCAGUCGUGAACCAUUAACAAUAUUGCUUCUAAUGUAAAUGUCUUUGUUGCUUCGUUCACUCCUUAACAGACUGACUAAGAGACCGAGGAAUAAAUAAAAGCAACAUCAUACAGCCAAGUAAAUGAGGGAAAGGAAGGACAAGCAACCCUGUCAGUACAAGCUGAGUGAAAAUGUUCUGUUGGGGGAGGGGGGAACUUACCAGAGCUAUUCUCUGCCCUUAAUAAAGUAACAUUUACCAACAUUAAAGGAUGUUAAAGAGAAAAAGGAGGAAAAGGAACAUGAAGAGGACAAAGAUGAAAAAUUUUUAAAAAUGGGGAAAAGAAAAAAAAAAAAAAAAAGAAGUUACAGCCAUAUAUUGAUUUCUGGGUCAGUGAGAUAAAAUGGACUCCUCCUGCCCAGCAUGUGUAUUGUUAUGGUGUCUUAUCUGUCCCUCUGUCUUUUCACCCCUUUCUAUCUUUGUUUUGAAGUUGCUGCCAAAGUAACCAAAAUAGGCAGCAUUUUUUUUUGCCCUGAAUUUCCUGCCCAAACCCCCCUUUCCCCUUCUUCCCCUCCUCCCUGUGCCAUGUUUUCCAUAUUUUGGAAUGUCAAUGUGCUACUUGUUGACACUGUGCAUGAAUGAUAACAUGUCUGUAUAUAGUUAUGGAGAAUCGUAUCCCAUUCCCAUGGUGUUGACAGAAAAAAAGUUUGAAUGUUGUAUAGAUUCAGUUUUUGUUUUUUUUUUUUGCUUUGUUUUGUUUUUUUUUUCUGUUCAUUUACUUUUUUGUGUGUAGAGCUUAACAGUUUAAAGCUGCAAAGCCUUUUGGUUUGAAGUUAUUGCACAUUACUGAUUAAUUCAUUUGGUUAAAAAGGCAAUAUCUGCUGUUAUUGAAUGAGAGAUGAGAUCUUAAAGGAGUUAUGUAUCUUAAAUAAUCUAUAUGGGAGUUGCAUGGGUUAUUUGUACAAAAAAGACACUGCUUGCUACUUCUAAUACUGUGGCUGUAUUCUUCGAAAGAGGCUGAGGAAUACUGUAUGUACAUCUAAAGGUUAUUUUGUCAUUAAAGAAAUAAUAUUGUGUAUAUACUGUACAGUGCUAUCAGUGAGGUGGACUAUAUGGCCAUCAAGCUAAUUACAGAGAAUUAAUUCUACAUAUUUAUUUAAAGGAAACAAAAUACUCACUACGCUCAAGAAUGACAUAUAUUGCCUUUUUGGAGAAGUUUAAACUAGUCUCUUUUUCUGCCUUGCCUUCAUUAACUUUCUUCUUCUCUGGCUGGUUCCUUUUAUCUCAGUCCUCACAUCUUUUUCCCUGUAUUAUUUUUCUGCUGGAGAGCUGGUUCUGAUAGUGUUUUCAGUUUGCUUUAGGCAGUAUCAUGUUUUCUGGUUCUUUUUUGAUUAACAUAUUUUGGGCUGCUUUCUAAACAGUAUCUCUAUGCCUACCGUAUUCACCUGUUUUCUAUAUAGUUCGUCCAUUUCUAGUUCAGCACAAUAUAUCUGCAUGUGUACUCAUCUGUCUUACUGUGUCAGAAGAUCAUUUGCUGUAUUUAAGUCACCAUCUGUCUGGUUCGUAACAGUCUGUCAUUUUUCCUGGUUGCUUGAAUUCAUGUUUUUAUCCAUAUUUCUAAAUCCAUCCUCUCCUCCAGCACAUCUUUAUCCACUUCCAAACGUCCCUUUCAAUCUACCAUUUCUGUCCUUUUGUCUCUCUUAGCUCUUACCAGGUGUAGUUGGGGAUUGCUUUUUAAUAGUAUGGUUUUUUUUUUGUUUUGUUUUGUUUUUUAUGAAACAGUAACCACAUUCGUUUGUGAUCUCUUUUUGUUUUGCCUUGAUUAUUUAUUUUGUUCUUUUUCUCACCACUUUUCCUCUCCCAGUGUGCUGAUAAUUUUCUCUUCUUUGUGUUAAUUUUUGUUUGUUUAAAACACAAACUGGUAGGCAGAAAGUUGUAUGUGUGUCACCACUAACUGUGACUGCUCUCCAUGGUACUUGGUACUUCUGAUAAUACCAGUAAAAUAAAGUUUGGGAUUCCCUG